AUGGCUUCUCCUUCUCUCUCAGUUCCCUACGCUCUUCUUCCAAGCAUUCAGCAAACACACCUCAUUGAUGAUGAUGAUGAUCCUAUAACUGUUGAUAGAAGCAUCUUCAGUUUAUCGGAGAACAAGCGUUAUGAGUGGAAGAACAUGUUGGAGGGUCUUGUUGGAGCGUGGUGUGUUGGUUCUUCUCAUGGUUGGAUUGUGCUUUUGGAUCAGAAUGGAGUUCCACUUCUUCUAAAUCCUUCUUCUUUCACUACCAUUAACUUACCACCUCUUCCCCUUUCAUUCUUGCACCCUGUCACAUAUUCUUACUUUGCUGAAUACUUAAGGAAAACGUUCAUAGUCAAAGCAAUCUUGAUGUGUUGUUCCUCUCCUUCAAGCUACAUUCUUGCCAUCAUAUAUGGUUCAAACAACAAGAUUGCUUAUUGCAAUUCUGCAACUUGGGUUGAGCUCUCUCAUGAUAAGCAAUCUUAUUGUGACAUUGUGCUCAGCAACAACUAUCUUUAUGCCUUAACACAAUAUGGUUCUGUUGAAGUUUGGAAUAUUUGUGGACAAAUUCCUAAAAGAUUGAUUCUUUUAACACCAACUAUGGAGGGGAAUUACGAAGAGGAGAAAGCAUAUUUAGAAGAUAACUGA
Messenger RNA from Arachis ipaensis, 633 nucleotides. Lineage: Eukaryota; Viridiplantae; Streptophyta; Magnoliopsida; Fabales; Fabaceae. The record is from RefSeq and is a predicted model, not a curated record.